This is a messenger RNA of Moneuplotes crassus, 2048 nucleotides long. The record is from the annotation of a GenBank genome assembly. NCBI's taxonomy places the organism in Eukaryota, Ciliophora, Spirotrichea, Euplotida, Euplotidae.
ACUCAUAAAUUGCCUCAAUAGAUAAUUUAUGUCAGGAAUUCAGUGAGCUUGCAUAUUAUAGGGCUAUACUCUCCAGAUGCAUUCCAAUAAUACAAUUUUAGGCUAAAUGAGUCACAUCUCAAUACCCCAUUACGCUUAAUUUCGUAAAUAUAAAAAUGAUAUAGAAUAGGUAUACAAAGAACCUGAAUAUACGACCUGCUGAGAAUAGGCUAAACCAAUUAAAUCUUAGCUCAUUGCUUGUUAAAGAGAAGAAGCUGAAUACCCUUUAAAGGCCCAACAGUCAGACCUAUUAACUUGGCAUCAAGAAUGAAGAGUAGGAUGCAAGACAAGUCUCUUUCGAGAGUGUCUAAAAAUAAUGGUGUAAUCCUCAACCUUUCAAAACCCUUAUCCCCACAAGAGAGAGGGAGGGGGAGAGGGGUUUUGAGUACCAGCAAAAGGAAGAAUAAAGAUUUUACGCUAAUGAAUUCAAAUUCAAAUGACAGGAAGAAGGGAGCACCUUAUAAGACUAGAUACGGAAGCAAUAAAAGAAAUUAUGUAAUUUCACCUGGAAAAAUUCGAGCCCAGAAGGCUCAUCCAAACAAAAUGUCAUGAACAAAUAGAGAGGUUCUACGUAGCAAAAUUGUUCGCAUAAAGAAUAACCAAACUAUUUUGAAUAAUUCUAAGGGAAAGGACAAAAAGAUGAAUAACUUGUUUACUAAUCUCAAUUUUGAGAAUGAGAGCACAACUACGAUCUCCCUAACCAAAGGCAUUUCUCCCAACAUGAAGUUCCAAAGAGGAAGAAAUAUGGAGCAAAGGAAAAAUAGAUUCGAACCUCUCAGUAAUCCCAGCAAGGAGAGAAAAAGAAUCCAUGGGAAAUUACAACUCUGGAUGCAUGCAACUCCAGAGAGGAGGAUGAUGCAGUUCGAUUUCAAUAAAAAGCAAUGCCAGAUCGAUACAGAUUUUGAAGAACUUUACAGAAGCGAGAAAGACUUUAGAGAAGGCUUUACUUCUACUAUCAACUCUAAGAUUGAGGAAUCCAAAGUGGAGUACAGAGAAAACCUUGUAUGCAAGAUGAAAUAAAAUAUCAGAUUCCUUUGAGCUUCAAGAUGAUGUGUUCUACCGAUCUGUGUUUAUUUAUGAUCAUUUCGACAGACUCAAAAAUCCUGAAAUAAACCCUCAUAACUUUGUGCCAGAGCAUUUCAUUGAAAAAAUGUUUAUUUUUAAAGAAGGUGACGAAGAGGAGGAGUUGAGGAAAUACAAAUACGUUAAAUUCUUUGAAUGAAUAGCUGCCGUGUUGAUCACAUUAAAGUUCAUAGAUAGUGACCGAAAUUCUCCAAAAACUCUUGAUCUAUUGAAAUUCUACUGGGCUGAGAGACUCAAUCUUGAGAUCUUGGAUUGAGAUAUCGAGGAUAGUCAUUCAAUGGAUUAUAAAUAAAAAGAAAAUAGAAUUAUUGUACAAAUUAGUUGUUCAAAAGCAACUUGAAAUAUCAUUUAGUCUUGAUUGGAAAAUACAAAGUAUCUCUAUUUCUCAUUUCCUGGAUCAUUAUAAGAGGAUUCUACCUGAUGUUCCUGGUUUCCAGUUCAAUGAGUCACAUAAGAUGAUUACCCCCAAGCGUAUAAUCAUUGGUAGUCCUCAUUCAACAAUAAAAACAGACGAAAGCACCCAAGAGAAUUGUAAGUCACCUUCUCAGAAUGGAAAUGCGAGCAUCGAUAUGGCCAAAAGCAUCAUCAGCAACUGCACAAACCCAAAAAUUAAAAAUUUUCAUAAAAUGAUGCAGAAGGAAAUUAUGGAGCUUGUGGAUGAUAUUGGAAAGAUGAGCCCUCUUGUCCCUGAAUACAUCAAUUAUGAUUCUGGAGAAAUUGCUACUGCAAUCUUCUUAGUGACAAUCAAUUAUUCGUCAAAGCUCCUCUGCUCUAAGUUUGAGCAGAACAAGAAGGAGAUCAACGAGCUGAGGGAUAAGUACAUUAGGGUGUUUAAGGUCCUAUACAUGAAGUACAAAAUGGACAAACAAAGGAUUAAUUCUUUCGCUAUCCUUCUUAACGAAGUGCUUAUAAGAGUUAAUGAAUAG